AUAGAAGGAAGGUUGCAGAAUGAAUGACAUAGGGCUUAAUUGCGCAGUAAAAUCCGUUUACCCCACUACCCCACCAUCCCACUGAACUCAAACCUAGCCCAGAAAGCUUCAAUGUUCAUCUCCAUCCAUCGCUCGCUACGAUUAGAUCUUUACAAUGUAAUCUUAAACUUCAAAUACAAUUUUUUAAGGAUAACAAAUAAUAGCGUGUACCGUGGCAUACAGGGCUAACCUCCGCCACACCAUGUGGUCUUCCAUAUCUACCAAUAUCAAUAGGUGACCAAGAUGGACUCGGAGAACGAAGAUGAAGCUCUCCGGCCCAAGAUCCACCCCCUCAAUCUCUUUGACCUAGCCCAAUCUCAAAACCGCCUCCUCUACACCAGCGCGCCCAUGGUGCGCUACUCCAAACUCGCCUUCCGCCGCACCGUACACCAUUUCGGCACCGACCUAUGCUGGACGCCCAUGAUCCUAGCCAAGGAAUUCAACCGCAACCAAGUCGCGCGCGAUAGCGACCUUACCAUGUCAACUGCUCCUAUUCCAGCCUACGACUCCGCGUCUACGCCUCCGUUGUCCGUGCUGGCAGGAGGAGGGAAAGGGGAGGUACCGACAAUAGCCCAAUUCGGCGCCAAUGAUCCAACUGAACUCUCACGCGCAGCCUCCCUCGCCGCGCCCUUCGUAAACGGCGUUGAUUUGAACUGCGGAUGUCCACAGAGCUGGGCCUGCGCUUCAACCCUCGGAGCCGCGCUUAUGAACCAUCGCGAACUAGUUCGGGACAUGGUCACCGCAACACGUGAGCGGUUAACACGCAACGGCUGGGACGUGACAUGCCCUCCCAACUCCAACUCCAACUCCAACUCCAAUCCUAAUCCCGACUCCGAUACCCAAACUACCCGCGGGCGAAGUAUAAGCGUCAAGAUCCGAGUCCACAAAGACCUACGCCAAACCAUGGACUUCAUAACCACCGUUCUAGGCACCGAUCCCAACAGACGUAACAUCGAUUUUUUAACAAUCCACCCACGCACGCGGAACACACCUAGCAGCACACCUAUCAAUCUCGAAGCACUUGAAAUUCUUACUUCUACGUUCGGGAAGAAAGUGCCUAUCCUAGUGUCAGGCGAUGUAUUCGCGCUCUCCACGUUACCUUAUACAUCACACCUAUUAGAUCCGCAGCCUACAUUCACCACCAGCUCCCCUCCCAACCCUACUGUCGACUCUAACCCGGGUUCCAAACUCAGCCUCGACGAAAUCCAGAAAAAACUCCACCUCCCCAACGUCGCAGGUCUAAUGUCCGCACGCGCCCUCCUAGCCAAUCCCGCUCUCUACGCCGGCCACGACUCCUGCCCCUGGACCGCCGUCGACGUCUUCAUGAACGAAGUAUCACGCGCCCCUCUCCCCCUAAAACUCGGCGUACACCACUUAACCGAGAUGUGCGGGCCCGGUUUCGGACCCGGACGAGAUCGCGGUGUAGCUUUGUUAUCAAAACGGGAGCGCGCUCGUUUGACUGAGUUGGGGAGUUGGAUUGAUGUUAUUGAUCUCAUGGAUGAGGUUAGGAGUAGAAACGAAGGAGGGGAGAAAGGGAGAGGGAUAGUACGGUUUGCUUGAGGACUUUUUGGUGUAUAGGGUUGCAUUACAUGGCUGGGAAAAUAGAAAGGUGGUCUUCAAUGAGAUAUACGCCGCUUCAAGGUUAAUGAGACUACGAUAUGUACAUCUAUAAUACAAAUAAUCACAUUCGAAAAAGACAGCAU
Molecule: messenger RNA, 1742 nt
Organism: Hypoxylon trugodes
Lineage: Eukaryota; Fungi; Ascomycota; Sordariomycetes; Xylariales; Hypoxylaceae
Product: FMN-linked oxidoreductase
Exons: 2
Coding region: 283-1599 (438 amino acids)
Biological process (GO): tRNA processing
Molecular function (GO): tRNA dihydrouridine synthase activity; flavin adenine dinucleotide binding
Source: RefSeq, a predicted model, not a curated record